Molecule: messenger RNA, 2570 nt
Organism: Panicum hallii
Lineage: Eukaryota; Viridiplantae; Streptophyta; Magnoliopsida; Poales; Poaceae
Product: protein PAF1 homolog
Exons: 12
Coding region: 346-2235 (629 amino acids)
Biological process (GO): transcription elongation by RNA polymerase II
Cellular component (GO): Cdc73/Paf1 complex
Molecular function (GO): chromatin binding; RNA polymerase II complex binding
Source: RefSeq, a predicted model, not a curated record
AAGCAAUUCAAACUGGGGGCAAAAUUCAGACAAAGCAAUUCAAACUCGGGGCAAAAUUCGGGCAGAAAUCACGAGCGCUCGUGAAACAAGGCACACUGCAAUCUCCCCUUCACUUCCACCCUCUCAUCUGGUCCUCGCCAAAUCGCCGACCACCUCGCGCCCCCGCACGCCGCCGCCGUAGAUCUGGUGGAGUGGGUCCCGGGGGCUCCGGGCGCGCGGUUCUAGAAGCUUCUGCGGUGGCGCCGCCGGAGGAGGAGCCGGGGGAGCGAGAGGUGGCCGCGGGUCCGAGGUCCGUAAGCUGGGGUUAGGGCUCGGGCAAACCCUAGCAGCCGCCGCCGCCGCGGGAUGGCGUCGUACAGGCCGUACCCGCCGCCGCAGCAGCACCCGCCGCCCCCGCCACCGCAGGGCGGCUUCCCGCCGCAGAUGAACCCGUUCGCGCCGCCGCCGCAGCAGCAGGCGCCGUACGGCCGGAUGCCGGCGCCGCCUUACCACGCGGGUGCCCCGCCGCCGCCACCACCCGGCCCGCCGCCGCCGCACCAGCCGCAGUUCAAUUUCGGCCCCGGUCCCCCGCAGCAGCCCCCGCCCCCGCCGCAGAUGUACUACCAGCCCCCGCCGCCGCCCUAUGGCGGGACCAGCAACCCGCCGCCUCCUCCCCCUUCGGCGCCACCCCCGCCUCCGUCCCCUCCCCCUGCGGCCCCGCCCCCGCCACCUCCGCCUCCGGCCCAGCCGCCGCCUGCCCAGGCCCCGCCGCCCCCCAAGGAGCAGCAGCCUAAGGCCGCGCUGCCGAGGGCCGAGACGGAGGAGGAGCGACGUGCGCGGAAGAAGCGCGAGUUCGAGAAGCAGCGCGUGGAGGACCGGAAGCAGCAGCAGAUGAUGCGCCAGACGCAGGCCACCAUUCUGCAGAAGACGCAGCAGGCACGCACUUCACAGCAGCAGCCGUCGUCGCAGAGUCGCCACCACCACCACCACCCACCGGGUGGCUCUAGGGCAGCGGCAACUGGGUCUCGCCCAGCAUCAGCGCCUAAUGCCGAGAGGUUUGAGAAUCGGCUCAAAAAGCCAACAACAUUCCUGUGCAAGCACAAGUUUAGGAAUGAACUCCCAGAUCCAAGUGCCCAGCUGAAAUGGCUGCCCCUGAAUAAGGAUAAGGACCGAUAUACCAAAUACAGGAUAACUUCAUUGGAGAAAAAUUACAUGCCUAAAAUGAUUGUCCCAGAGGAUCUUGGGAUACCUCUCGACCUACUUGACAUGAGUGUAUACAACCCCCCUGCUGUUCAGCCACCCAUAGCUCCUGAAGACGAAGAGCUGCUGAGAGAUGAUGAGGUUCUCACCCCUAUUAAACAAGAAGGUAUAAGGAAAAAGGAGAGGCCCACUGACAAAGGUGUUUCUUGGCUGGUCAAAACACAAUAUAUAUCUCCACUGAGUACUGAUGCAGCCAAAACGUCCCUUACUGAGAAGCAAGCGAAGGAAAGGCGAGAAUCAAGGAUGGGUCGUAAUGCUUUCCUGGACAGUCUUAAUGAUAGAGAGAAACAGAUCAAAGCCAUCGAAGAAUCCUUCAGAGCAGCCAAAUCACGGCCUGUUCACCAGACUAAACGUGGGAUGCAAGCUGAGUGGGUUAUGCCUCUGCUACCUGAUUUUGAUAGGUACGAUGAUCCAUUUGUCAUGGUGAAUUUUGAUGGAGACCCAACUGCUGAUUCUGAGCAGUACAACAAGCUUGAAAGACCCGUACGUGAUGAAUGUGAAGCCCGGGCUGUGAUGAAAAGUUUUAGUGUCAAUGGUUCAGACCCUACAAAACAAGAGAAGUUUUUGGCAUACAUGGCCCCAGCACCACAUGAGGUUGCUAGAGACUUGGAUGAUGAAGAUGAUAUUCAGUAUUCUUGGCUAAGAGAAUAUCACUGGGAAGUAAGAGGAGAUGAUAAAGAUGAUCCUACAACAUACCUUGUCACAUUUGAUGAGGAGGAGGGUGCAAAAUAUUUGCCCCUUCCUACUAAGCUAGUUUUGCAGAAGAAGAAAGCUAAGGAGGGGAGGUCUGGGGAUGAAAUUGAGCAUUUUCCAGUGCCUUCCCGAAUUACCGUGAGCAGAACAGCUCAUGGUGGUACCAUGGAGCGUGGAGAAUCUUCUGGCAUGCAUGAGAAUUUAAAGCGCCGACGAUCUCCUGUUGAUGAUGAUCUUGAUGAGCACCAAAAGCAUUCUCGGGGAGAUGUUGACCAAUAUAGUGGAGAAGAAUAUUCUGAUUGAUGAUCUAAUAAACCAUAAUUAUCUUGCACCAACAAAUUUGAUCAGCACAGAUGAAGCUCUAUAGAUCUCAUGCAUAUACUGUGGGGCCUUCAUAAGUGGGUUUUAUGGUGCAUGGGCAUGUAAUGAGACAUGCCUGACAGCGUGAAGGCAUUCGGGCUUGGACGGUUUUUGAAGGGCAGAGUAUGUGAAGCAAAGCUGAGUGUAGCCGGACUUCGGGACUUCGAUUCUGUAGUGAUGGUAGAAAGUGAGAUAUCAUUGUAAAGAAGUCGGGUCUUAAACUCUUGGAGUGAUUCUCAACUCUUUGUUUUGAUAAUAUAGACUUCCCAUUUUGCACA